Pseudo-nitzschia multistriata is the source of this 1345-nucleotide messenger RNA. Lineage: Eukaryota; Bacillariophyta; Bacillariophyceae; Bacillariales; Bacillariaceae. The record is from the annotation of a GenBank genome assembly.
CCUAGUGUCCCCAUCACUACUUUUUGGAAACUCAUCAUUCGAAAGUGGACAACGACGAGCAGCUGUUUUCGGCAACAACGUACAAUCCCAUCGGCCGUUGAGAGGUCCUUCGAAGCACGCACACAUUCCGGUUUAUUUACCCUCGGAACAAUGCCGGAGGAUGGCAACGCCAACGACAGAAAAACAACACCAGCGAAUGAUUCACGUCCCGGCAACAACUCCGAGGUAGCAGUGGUUUUGCUGUCCGGACUCCCCGCUAGCGGAAAAAGCACCCUUGCGAAGAGCCUGGAGGCGCGGUAUAAUCGUUGUGCCGGAGAUGCCGACGAGCCCGGUCGCCGGCUGAUUCACAUCGAGUACGACGAGCUGGAAGAUUCCCUUCUCCCUCCGAACGGAGACGCGGAAGAAAGCAACGACACCGCGAGCCGGCGACGAGAUGCGUGGAACCGAGCCAGAGAAAGCGCUUUGGAACGGAUGGAGCGAGAGCUCCGCACCCUGGGGAACGAGAGAGGCUUGCCUCCAUCGCCUCUGCCACCCGAUGGCUCGGGCGGCGCUCUUGCGAGCCACGUCGUCCUCAUGGACGACAACUUUCACCUCCGGGGGAUGAGAAAACAAAUCCAUCGCCUGCUCCUCGGAUACCGACCGAUCCGGUUCGGAAUCCUCCACCUCGACACGCCCCUGGAAGUCUGCCUCGAACGGAACCGCAAUCGAUCGGGGAGGCGAAGGGUUCCCGACGACGUGAUUGUCAAAAUGGCAACGGUUCUGGAACCCCCGAGAGCGGCGUGGGAGGCGGGUUCGGCAAUGACCAUCGUUGGUGGUAGCGGCGAGGAUCCAGGGGAAGGCAAGACACUGGAGGACAUUGUCCGUUUCCUGGAGCAGUGCCCGGCCAUCGUCGAGGUUCCCCCGGAAGCCCCGAUCGAUCCAGAGCAACUGGCCGCCGAUCGCGCCAGAACCCGGGAGAGCCGGGUCCACAACCUGGACAGGCUGCUGCGGGCGUGCGUCGGGACCGUGGCRAGGUUCGACAAGAGGCGCGCCGGUGCGGCGAACGCCGCGAGGAAGAAGCUCAUGGAGGACUUCAGGGCGGGUUGCAUCGACUUUGCGACGGUCGACAGCGGGGACGGGGGCGUCGCGGAUGCCUUUCUGGACCUGGUCGUUCCGAUGGAGCCUCCGGAUGCGAACACGAAUGCAAACACCGCGGAUGCGGAUAGUACGAAUCCGGAAGAAUAUGGUUCCGAUGCUCACGCUCCGUCUACAAAGAGGUCGCAACUCGGGGAACUCUUGAACGAAAUCAAAAUACAAUAAACUAGUAUUCUUUUGGAUUUAACUGCCUUUGCCGCAACGUGUUGCG